Messenger RNA from Engraulis encrasicolus (European anchovy), 2704 nucleotides. RefSeq names its product tripartite motif containing 105 (gene trim105). The record is from RefSeq and is a predicted model, not a curated record. The coding region runs from base 195 to 1490 and encodes 431 amino acids. Gene Ontology annotation, cellular component: cytoplasm. Gene Ontology annotation, molecular function: protein binding; ubiquitin protein ligase activity. Gene Ontology annotation, biological process: protein ubiquitination. The transcript is spliced from 7 exons. Lineage: Eukaryota; Metazoa; Chordata; Actinopteri; Clupeiformes; Engraulidae.
GAAAGCGUACUGUCCAAAUGCUUUAUGGUGCGGCAGACAUUAUGCCCGUCGUUAACAGUAGCCUUCAAGUCCACGAAGACACAUUCUGAAGGAACCAAUUUACAGAUACAGGCCUGACGCGGAGCUAUAUGGACAGACUGAAGUGGAUUUCCUUCCAGUAAAUCGAAAGUAGCCAACUCCACCACAGCGAAGACAUGGAGUCAACCAAGAGAGGGAUGAAUCUGAGAGAAGACCUCACUUGUGCCAUAUGCUGCGACCUCUUCAGAGACCCAGUUAUGUUGGGUUGCAUGCACCACUUCUGCAAGCGCUGCAUCUCCACAUACUGGCGAAACAUCCACCAUGGACUUGUCACCUGCCCGCAGUGUCGCCAGGAGUUCCCAACUCGCCAGUUUCAGACCAACUAUUUAGUGGCUGGUCUUGUGGACAAAGUGAGGGCCAGCUCUUCCGACGGUUACGUCAAGAAUGUUGAGAAACAACUGAAGGAGUCUCUUGUGCAUCACCGCUCGAAGCGGGAGGACUACAUCAAAAUGAUUCACAAAGACAAAGAGCAGGUGGACACACUAAAGAAAGUGAGCGGGGAGCUGCAGACGCGCAUCCAGACCGACUUCCAGGCCCUGCACAGCUUCCUGCAGGAGGAGGAGGCCAGCCUGCUGGAGCAGCUGCGUCUGGAGCGGGAGGAGUGGCAGCAGGCCCUGCAGCGCCACCUGCAGGCUCUGGAGGCCGCACUGCAGGAAGUGGAGCAGAACCUGGCUAUUCUGCAGCAGGCGGCCGACAUCAAGGAUGCCAACGUGCUGCUGGAGCUCCCGGAUCUGAAUACCAGAUCCAUGACGCAGCUCAGUCCAGUGCCGGAUUUCGACAGUCAUGCUUUCAGCAGCAAAUUUGCAGCUCCUACGCAGUACACCACCUGGAGGAAGAUGUUUCAAAUCCUGAAACCAGGCCCAGCCCAAGUGACCUUCGAUGAGGACACGGCUCACCCCAGCCUCGUCCUAUCGCGAGACAAGACCACCGUGGUGGAGCUGCCGGAGAUGCAGCCUUACCGCCCGCACCCCAGCCGCUUCGUGCAGUGCGUCAACGUCCUGGGCGCCCAGGGCUUCACCUCGGGCCGCCACUACUGGGAGGUGGCGGUGGGCGCCAAGACCAAGUGGGACCUGGGCGUGGCGCUGGAGACGGUGGACCGCCGGGCGCGCGUCAAGCUGUGCCCGGAGAACGGCUACUGGACGCUGCGCCUGCGCGAGGGCACCCAGUACUCGGCGGGCACGCAGCCCUGGACGCGUCUGCGGCUGGCGGCCCGGCCGCGGCGCGUGGGCGUGCUGCUGGACUGCGAGGAGCGGCGCGUGGCCUUCUACGACGCCGACGACAUGACCCUGCUGCACUCGUUCUCCGACGGGCCCCGGGGGAGGGCGUUGCCGUUCGUCAGCACGUGUGUGACGGAGCCGGGCCAGCGGCCGCAGCCCCUGCGCUUCAUCCACCUCCCCGUGGAGUAUCUGUGAGGCCUGAAAGCCUCCUGCACUAGAGGACGAUAAGCACGCUUGCUGUCAUGCCCCAUCUGUCUUCCCAGAUACUGUACGAGAAUCCCCUAUACAUACUGCAGCAGCGGGAAUCGGUUGCUCCUGCAUUGACUAAAGCUGAGAUGGCUUCCAGUGCAUCGCCUGGAAAUUUAUUAAGACAGUUUGCAUUGAUUGCAUUGUGUGUGGGUGUGUUUGUGUGUGUGUGUGUGUGUGUGUGUGUGUGUGUGUGUGCAUGUGCGUGUGUGUGUGUGUGUUUUCACAUGAGAAAGACACGAGAGAAAACUGUGCCUUCUGGUGCCAAAGAUGUUGAACAAUGUAUAACGUCGAACACAAAUCACAGCUUCUUUGUUGUCAAGCAUUCUUUUUGUGCACGUCAUAAAGAAACCUAAUUCUUUUUCAUGCGUCUUUUCAUGUCGGUUUAAAGAGAAUAUUAAUGUGAGUCAAUCCGUAUGGCUGUUGAUGGUAAGACAGAAAACAGAGGGCAUUGGUCACAACAUAGUGCUGUAUACAUACGGUAUGUGGAAUAAUUAACUGGUUGUUACUGUAAAACCUAACUGAAUGGAUUGCAACAAAACGUAAUGUGAACAAAAAUGUGAUGAUCAGGAUAACACUUAUUCUGCAUACGCCACACCACGUUUUCUUUUUUCCUACCAGAACAUUUGGUGUUCGCAAGGGAUGUGGAUUUAUUCACGCUGAACUUCUUUAAAAUUGAUCAAAUGUAAUUGUUGUUUUUUUGCCUUUUGAUGUCCUGAAUCAGGUUGGAUUUCAAGAAAGUACUGCAAGGCCAUACUGUAUGUUCAUAUGUCAGAGGUGAAAAAUAGAAUUACAGCAAAGUGUCUUUAUUGAACCAUUGAUGAUCAAGUUGUGUAAAUUAUGAUUGUAACACUAACAUUUUUUUUAACGGAAACCAUUAAACCAUUAACUCAAUAAAGUCAGAGUCAUUACACGUAUAAUUAUUGUGGUUUGCAUUUUGUAUUUGAAUGUUUUCAGACGUCUGUCAUUGUUUUGGGUGCGGAAUACCCUCUGAAUCUCUACAUUGUAGGAUGUUGGUAGAUGCUUUAAUUCCGUGGCUUAUUACAUGGUUUUAUUUAAGCUCCAUGUGUUUUUUUAUGUGAUGUCAUUCUUGCGGUUGAUUACUGUGCCUUGAUGUUUGCAAUUCAGCUUUGAUCUUUGUGGUUCAGCCAUGUCUGUUUGUG